Scheffersomyces amazonensis is the source of this 2389-nucleotide messenger RNA. RefSeq names its product C2H2-type zinc finger protein. NCBI's taxonomy places the organism in Eukaryota, Fungi, Ascomycota, Pichiomycetes, Serinales, Debaryomycetaceae. Gene Ontology annotation, molecular function: zinc ion binding; DNA-binding transcription factor activity, RNA polymerase II-specific; RNA polymerase II cis-regulatory region sequence-specific DNA binding. The record is from RefSeq and is a predicted model, not a curated record. Gene Ontology annotation, biological process: regulation of transcription by RNA polymerase II; DNA-templated transcription. Gene Ontology annotation, cellular component: chromatin. Bases 144 to 2381 code for a protein of 745 amino acids. The transcript has a single exon.
AUUAGUUAUAAUUUUUUGACAAAAUUUUUCAGUGAGAGUCCCCGAAAAAUCCCCCAAUUUUCACAAUUGGUAACUCAAAAUUUGAUUAUCUCUUGUAUAGAAUAUAGUUAAAAUAUAAAAGUCUUAAUAGGUAUGAAGUGAUAAUGGAAGAAGUUCCUGUAAAGAAAAGGAAGAGGACCUAUGGUACUUUUGUAUGUGAUUAUCCUGAAUGUAAUCGAUCAUUUUCUCGACCCGAUCAUUUAUCUAGACAUAAAAGAAACCAUGAUCCGUUUACAAAAUUACACUGUUCUUGGCCCCAUUGUCAUCAAACGUUUUCAAGGAAUGAUAUAAGAGAGAAACAUUAUCAGAGGCAUUUGGCAAAAGCUGAACUACAGCAGGAUCAACAUCCUCAAACUUCAAUUGAUCAAAUUGGAAAUGAUCAAGUAUCUACUCAUGAUUCGUCCCCCAACGCAAGCUCACCUUUAGCAACGGCUAACCAGAAUGAACCACGAGUUCUAUCUCCCUAUGACUUAAUUGAAUGGCUCUAUCAAGAUGAUUCUUUUUCAAAAAAUAAUUCAAACAGUGAAUUUUAUCACUUCCCUAAUGAUAUAUCACCUUCUUCUUUUCUAGAAAAUGUAUUUGCAAUUUCACCAGAUUUUCCUCAUUCAAAUAAUAGAAAAAGUGUCGAUGAAGGUAUACGGCAGAGUCUCAUAAAGUUGAUACCGUCAUUGAAUUCUAAUUUAGAUUUUGGCAUAGCUCAAAUUGAGAGAUGUCUUGAACUUUAUUGGUUGCUUUAUCACCCCCAGUAUCCUAUUUUGCAUAAGCCUUCGUUUUCAAAUUAUGAGGCUCACCCUUUAUUACUUUUAUCUAUGAUUAUUUUAGGAGCGAGUUUAUCAAGUUGUAGUGGGACGAGUGAAACAUUGUUUAAUAAUGCCCAAAAGUUGGCAGAGGAAAUUGCUGAACCAUUGAGAUGGUUAAUCUUUUCUCAUUCCGAUUGCAAGCCUCCUGCAAAAGUGUAUAUCAUUCAAAGUUUGUUAUUAUUGGAAUCAUUUGAGAUUAAUAAUACAUCUAGAUCAUUGCAUGAAAGAGCAUUUUUAUAUCAUGGAACCAAAAUUCAAAUAUUAAGAAGAAGUCCUUUGUUAGGGGGUGACCCUUUAAGAAAAGAUGUAGAAAAACCACCUCAUGUAUGGAAACAAUGGAUUGAAUAUGAGUCUAUGAAACGAGCCUGUUUAAUGGCAUUCUAUUUAGAGACUGUUAAUGCCACAGUUUAUGGGCAUACCUUGAUUCUAUAUGCUUAUCAAAUUAAGUUAUCUCUACCAUGUGAAGAUAGUAUAUGGGAAUUUGAUAACCUGCAACAAAAAUUGGAUGCAGCGAAUUAUAAUAGUUUACAAUCACCAAAAUUCCUAGAUGCUUUAAGGAGAGUUUUAAAUCGAGAAAAUGUACAAACCACUAGGUUUGGAAGAAGUGUAUUAUUAGCAGGAUUGCUAACAAUACUAUUUCAAAUGCAGCAAAGAGAUCUUCAAUUGUCUUUCUUAGAAUGGGACUCGAUGAAAGAAUCUUGGAAUGAGACUAUUUCCUUAGCAAUUGAUGUAUGGAAAGUACAAAUAUGUUCUCAUGGUUGUUGUGAUACAGAAAGUGCAGUAAAUCUAAUUGAAAUUGAUCAUCAGAAAUUACCAUCAAUGUUGAGAAGUACUGAUACAAGAUGUAAAUUUAGUCUUUAUCAUAUUGCUCAAAUUUAUAUGAGAAUAACUCAUUAUGAUUACAUUGUAUAUGCUGGUGCACCUAGUCGAAUGAAUGUUAAAGUUACUGACAGAGAAUAUGAGAAUGUUGAAAUUCGUGUCCAUGAUUGGUCCCACAGUUUGAAUGGAGCAAUUAGUGUGAUACAUGCUUAUUUAAUUUUAUGUGAAAUGUUAUUAUCACCAAGCACUGAAGACAUAACUUAUAUCUAUGACCCAAAUUCAGAUCCCUUCCUUCAUCGAAAGAAUAUAAUUAUCAGUGCCGUGUUAGUGAUUUUUGCUUAUAAUUUUUCUCGAGAGGGUCCAGAGUCUAAUAUUUUUGAUCAAUGUGGUGAUUAUUAUCCUGAUAUAGAAGAUGGAUAUUCGUAUUUAAGAAGAAUCAGAAAGGAAUUAUCUAAAUCAAAUGCAGGAUCAUUUAAUGGUAUGGAAGAAAUAAGCAUAAAACCAUCAGAAUAUCAUGCUAAAAUUAGGGCACACGCUAAUACGUUAAGCUCCAUAAAGAAUAAGAAUCAUAUAGUGGGACUUUUGAAAUUAUUUUAUAAGAGUUUUAAAACUAGUAAAUGGGAAUUGGGAAUUGAAUAUUCUUAUUUACUAAAAAAUUGUAUAGAACGAAGUUUAGGUAGAAAGUCAGUUACUUGUGAGAAGAUGUAUUUAUCACAAUUCUAAUGUACAGU